Alosa alosa (allis shad) is the source of this 1639-nucleotide messenger RNA. RefSeq names its product 3-hydroxyacyl-CoA dehydratase 3 (gene hacd3). Gene Ontology annotation, molecular function: 3-hydroxyacyl-CoA dehydratase activity. The transcript is spliced from 9 exons. Gene Ontology annotation, biological process: very long-chain fatty acid biosynthetic process; fatty acid elongation; sphingolipid biosynthetic process. The record is from RefSeq and is a predicted model, not a curated record. Bases 135 to 1007 code for a protein of 290 amino acids. NCBI's taxonomy places the organism in Eukaryota, Metazoa, Chordata, Actinopteri, Clupeiformes, Clupeidae. Gene Ontology annotation, cellular component: endoplasmic reticulum membrane.
ACGUUGGCCUCGCCGAAUAUUCUGGGCAAAUGAUACAACCUAUCUUUAGAAAACCGCUUCCGCUUUCGCGAUAUGCCUGAGGGACCGACCUCAUUCAUUCUUGAGAUAAAGUGAAAACGAUUGAUUGUACUACAAUGCAGACACUCACUCCUCAUGUUUACUGGGCUCAGCGACACGGAGAAAUCUACCUGCGAGUGGAGUUGAGCGAUGCUCAGAAUCUCACCAUCAGAGUUGAAGAGAACACCCUCACCUUCAGGGGCCAGGGGCAUGGAGCCAAAGGAGAGAAUGAUUACGAGUUCAGCCUGGAGUUCCUGAAACCUGUAAAGCCAGAGGUGUCCCACAGAUCCACCCAGAGGCAGGUGAACAUCACAGUGAGGAAACAGGAGCACGACUGGUGGGACCGCCUGACCAAUCUCCGUCUCUUUCUACUCCUGCCUUUCUUUCUGACAGAUUCCUUUUAUGAUACCUUCCACACCAUCGCUGACAUGAUGUUCUUCUGCCAGCUCCUGGCCGUGUUGGAGGUGAUGAACCCAGCCGUGGGGCUGGUCAAGACUGGCAUUGUUCCUCCCAUGAUUCAGGUGUUUGGGAGGAACUUCAUCCUCUUUAUCAUCUUGGGGUCUCUGGAUGACAUGCAGAACAAGCCCGUGGUGUUCUUCGUCUUCUACCUGUGGAGCUCCAUUGAGAUUGUCAGGUAUCCGUUCUACAUGCUGGCGUGCAUCGACACCAAGUGGAAGCUACUCACCUGGCUCCGAUACACCAUCUGGAUCCCUUUGUAUCCACUGGGGGUGAUCGCAGAGGCGGUGGCCGUUAUCCAGUCCAUGCCCAUCUUUGAUGAGACCAAGCUGCUGAGUAUCCCACUGCCCAAAGGCCUGGGCUCCAGGCUGAGCUUCUCCUACGUUCUGCACCUCUACCUGGUGCUCAUGUUCUUAGGACUCUUCCUCAACUUCCGCCACUUGUACAAGCAGAGGAGAAAGCAGCUGCGCACCAAGAAGAGGAAACCGUACUGAGCGCUCCAGACAUAAAGAGCUCCAACACUGUACUUCCAUCAUCCAUCCACCUCUCCUUCCUCCCUCCCCAUUCCGUCCAUUAUGACAUCACCUGCACGCCCCCCACCCCACAUCUCUCUCUGAGGGACCAGUACUCUAAACGUACCUCGCUACCCAGCCCAAAACAAACCAACAGAAGUGCAUUAUGAUUGGUUUUAAUCCAGAUACAGUUCUCUUAAGCUUCAAAACCUAUUCACUUCCAACACAAACCACACACACACAAAAACACAGUGGAAAUGAGGACAGAAAAAAACACCCAAAACAUCACAUACUUGAACAGGAGGACAAGCCUGGCACAGGAAAUGUACACCUGAACAGUGUGGUGUGUGAGAACCUCAGCUGGCGGGGCGGGGUUGGUCAGAGAUGAGAACCGGAGCGGUCAUAUUUACUUCUCCUACUGUCCAGCGAGCCGACCCACCGAGAAGAGGAGAGCUGGAACCUCAGGGAAAGUGGCAGUGAAGGAGUUUGCAGAAAGCCCACUCUGAAGCAAUGUUUUGUUUAUUUACCAUAACAGAUGUUUGAUGUGUCUAGAUGUUGCUGAAGAACAUAAUGCUAAUAAUAACUUGGUUUCAAAUAAAUAUUUAAAGCAAGUA